GCUAUGCGCGCAUCCUCCCCAUCAUAGCCGAAAAUUCUACACUCGAAGUCCCGAUUCCCGCGUGUCGAAACCACGCGAAAGUUGAAUUUCAUAACAACUCGCGAAUAUUUUUUUUUAAUUUUUAACCAAUUGAACUUUACUUUUUUCGGACGAACUUACACUUGGCGGCAAACGGUAAAGUUUUGUGUUGUGUAAAGUGUUUUGCAUACUAUCAGAGCUUAUUAGGAUUUUUUAUUUGCUUCUGUGUGCUGUAUCGGUGUACCGAAAGAUUCUGUUCAUGUGAAAGUGUUGCUUUAUUUUGUGCACUUUAUGAUUUGGAUUUUUUUGCUCCGGAAUUUUUGGAACAACAUGGAUAUGACGUGUGCGAACGCCACAUGAUUGACGAACUCGUAUUAGUGAAUUAAAAUUCAUAACGCCGCGACUUAAAAAGUAGCGAUAAGAUCAAAAAUGCUGGGGUGUGCUCUGAGAAGAGUUACCUCAGUGUUUAUUCCUUCCGCAGCUACAAAAGUCAACUUCAGCUCGGCUGACGAUAGCCGAUGCUUAGAUAAGUAGAUGAUCGGUCGUCAUAGAUAAACUUUUAAGUUUUGGCCAUUUUUCAAAAAUUUUAAUUGGCAAUCGCGAAUUACGAAGCUAGUCAGAGCAACAAUUGAGAUAGUGCAUAAGUUACCAAUAAGGAUUACAAUAAAAAACACAAGUAGCGCCGAACCCGCCACUGCGGUGGUAUGCUUUAUAUUGCAUCUUGUGUCGACUGUGCGCUGACUGGUCGCUACGUCACGUGGCUUCCCGGCGCGCGACUUCAGUGCUGGAUGCUACUAACUGUAUACACGUUACCACAGCUUGCCGUCUCUGCGAAGAUAUUGUGCCUCCUGAUGGUGGUGAUUUGCGGUGCGGUGCCGUCGAUGGUCAGGUCAGUGCGCCUGUACAGCCGGUGCUCUCAUAUGUUCGUCAACGUGCUCCCAAACGGCACCGUCAUGGCUCAUUCCAAUGUAAACGACCAGCCGAAUCUCACCCUCAUCGGUGGAAAAGAGCUCGAGCUACUGAUCUACUCCCCCAUCCAGGACAUGUAUCUCUGUUUCAACCGUUCAAGGCUGAUCGGCAGGCAGAUGACACGAGAUCAAGCGGAGAGACAACAAAAAUGCAUCUUCAAAGAGGAGUUUUUAAACGGCUACAACAGAUACAAACUAGCAAAGUACCCCCAGGUCUACAUCGGGUUCAACCAUCUCGGAAUGCCAAUGCGCUACUCCAAGAAUCGGCCUAUGAAGCCCCGUUGCACUUCUUUCUUGAAGGGGGAUUACGGGUUCGAUAUCACCAACCACAAUUUACAAGUCUCCGCCGGAGAAAAUGCCGUCUACCAGCGCCCGCAGCGUAGACUCCGGCCUCCGCCCCAGAAUUCCAUCAAGAAUUGUCACGGCAUCCGCCACCGCCACGGCAGACACAGUAGGCGGAAGAACUGCCACGGCACGUAGAAAAGCAAUCCUAUUACGUAUUAGCAGCUCAUUUACGCUUCAACGCUUCGCGCGUUCCGUUGCCAGCUGUCGAUGGAUAUUGUGAGUGGACAGAGUAUUAGUCAACUACCGCAGUAUUAUUACAGUGACGAGGACUGGAUAGCGUUAGGUUAGUGCUCGCGGUGGCCGCGGCGUCUCAAACGCCGCAUGAAUGGUAGCUGAAGCGAGCGAGCAAACAUUUGAAUGGGGAGAAAAAAGCCGAGCCGGGACGAACGUCCGCAGAGCUGUGAAAUUCCUUAAGGUCGUGUAACAUCGUGGCGCUCGUUUGCUCUUGUGCUUGCUAGGACUCGUGCUCUAAAAGGAAAAAAGGUUUUCUGUGGUAAGAGCAAAUAGUAGUCCCGCCGGUCACGAGUCUUCCGACAGACCACCGCUGAACUGAAGUCCGUGUCCUUCGUAGCAUGACGCGGGCGCGAGGUGGCUUGUGUUACGUCCUCAUCACCAAUAGAUUUGCACCCUCGGUUGCUCCAGCUGGCUCGCCAUAAGUGUAGCAAAACGCCUUUACGUCAAUUCUCAGUGUGUUAUUAUUUAAAAGGCUUUACUGUUCGUGUUAUGCUUGUAAAUAUAAUUAAAGAUAAUUUGUGUUUACUUAUUUAUCGAAAAGCGUUAAUCAGAAAUUUGUAAACGUAGACAUUAGUUGUAAAGUUGUAUUAAAAUAUUUUGUAUUUAAUUAUGGGUAUUUAAUCUAUCCGACCUACCGCUCUCUUGUGAUUAGCCGCAGUCGAUACGUCCUAGUUUUCUUAUUAACCUCUUGUAACCAUUCUCGCAGCUCUGCUUUGUUUACAAAAUAUUUGUAUUCUACUUUGUUACGAGAUUGUAUUUGAUUGUAUGGUUUGAGCGUUUUGUACAUAUAUUAUUUUAAGAGUUAGUCUGGGAGUGAUAGGUUUCUGAAUCUCUUCGUUAGUAGUCUGAUUUCUCGAUUUCUGUCACAAUGAUGCCUUUAUGUUUCAUUUGAGACGUACAUAAAUUGUGCGGUGUAAUAUUUGUAAAGCUAGUUUUGCUAUUUGUGAUACACAAACACCGAAACACAAAAAGCAUCAUUGAUCCCCCAUGUUCUGAAGAAUUUUUUAAAAUUUCUUGAUCAUCACGCAUAUCUAUACCUAUUGUAAUAGAAGACAUUAUAAUCUUAAUAUUUUAAUAAGAUCUGUGCCAUAGUGUGGUGGCAAUGUACAACUUUGUGUUCGCAUUGUAACUAGUGUGUUAAGUUUGUCUGUAAACUACGAAUAGAGAAAAAUGUUAAACGUAAGACAAAUAACUGAAAUUAAACGUUAGUGUAUCCUAUACCCAGUGUAUAUUCAAAUGGAAAGUAAUUCGAAUAAAAGUACUAGAAUCGACCCCGGACAGGCAGUGUGAACUUCAGUCGUUGUUUUACAUUACAUUCCCAUGUGUUCCAUAGAGUAAUGUACUCAUAGACAAUGCUAGUAAAAGAAUAUUGAAACAUUCCAAACAAUAAAUUGUGUAUUAAUUUACAAAAUAUGCGCUUAAAUACAUAAUACAUUUUGUUAAUAUUGUGACACUGUCUACUUUAUUAUUGUGUCUAAAUAUAAGUAUUCAGAUGCUGAGAACGAAAUCAUAUACCUAAUUGCUAAGAAAAAUUACGAAAUUAAAUCAUAUUUAACUC
Molecule: messenger RNA, 3123 nt
Organism: Hyposmocoma kahamanoa
Lineage: Eukaryota; Metazoa; Arthropoda; Insecta; Lepidoptera; Cosmopterigidae
Exons: 6
Coding region: 723-1466 (247 amino acids)
Biological process (GO): animal organ morphogenesis; positive regulation of protein phosphorylation; regulation of cell migration
Cellular component (GO): cytoplasm
Molecular function (GO): type 1 fibroblast growth factor receptor binding; type 2 fibroblast growth factor receptor binding; growth factor activity
Source: RefSeq, a predicted model, not a curated record